This is a messenger RNA of Lodderomyces elongisporus, 351 nucleotides long. It is a transcript of the gene MRPL37, whose product is annotated as mitochondrial 54S ribosomal protein mL54. NCBI's taxonomy places the organism in Eukaryota, Fungi, Ascomycota, Pichiomycetes, Serinales, Debaryomycetaceae. Bases 1 to 351 code for a protein of 116 amino acids. Gene Ontology annotation, molecular function: structural constituent of ribosome. Gene Ontology annotation, cellular component: mitochondrial large ribosomal subunit. The record is from RefSeq and is a predicted model, not a curated record. The transcript has a single exon.
AUGUUCAGUCUAGGAGUUCGCCGAAGUGUCCAGUCUACUGCUACGUUCAAGAGGUCAUUUACAACUGCUUAUAGGUUAAGAAAUGAAGCUAUUGAAGCUGUACCGAAAACCAACAAGGUAGAGUCAUCUUGCAAAGCAGGAACAGUGUUGAACUUGAAAGUAUUCAAAAAGGGCGAUGAGCCAGUUGCUUUAGAAGAUUCCGAGUACCCGGAAUGGCUUUGGAACAUGAUUGAGCCAAACAAAAAUCUUGAUGAGAUCAAAAAUGAAAACUUUCUUAGGUGGAGGAAAAUUAAGCUCCUGAAAGCUAAUAACAACAAGAUCAAGGCAAAUAACUUUUUGUCAAAGAUGUGA